Molecule: messenger RNA, 684 nt
Organism: Myotis lucifugus (little brown bat)
Lineage: Eukaryota; Metazoa; Chordata; Mammalia; Chiroptera; Vespertilionidae
Gene: CUNH20orf173
Product: chromosome unknown C20orf173 homolog
Exons: 4
Coding region: 1-684 (227 amino acids)
Molecular function (GO): beta-galactoside (CMP) alpha-2,3-sialyltransferase activity
Source: RefSeq, a predicted model, not a curated record
AUGAAGUGCAUGUGGCAGAUUUUUGUCCUAUGGGUCUUCUGGGUGCUCAUCUUGUGCCUGAUGGUCCCCUGCCUGGAUCAGAAACCCGCAUCGGCACCCCAGGAAAAAGCGAGGUCCUUGGUACCACGGCAUGGCAACUGCCUUUGGCUUAAGUUCAAGGAGUGUGGCUGCCCAGCUGAGACCCUCAACGACUCCCUCUGCCACCACACAGUCAGAGAACAGAACUGGUUUGAUGCAUGCUAUGAGAAGACGAUGGGGUACCUGAUGGGGACAACAGAGUCCAUGACCCCUGAUGCUGUGCUCUGGUGGUUGGGCAUGAACUCAACAAGCGAGCUGGGGAAAAUGUGGGAGAAGCUGUUCAAGGUGAUCCCCAGACCCUCAGUGAGCCAUAAUGAUCUGUACUGCAGGACAUGCGUGCUGGUGGGGAACUCGACGAUCCUGCGGGCUUCUGACGUCAGCAACAAUGUCACCCAACAGACCACAGUCUUCGGGAUGAACCAUGCCCCUGUUCAGAGCUUCAAGACGGUAGGGAACCAAACCAGGGGACGCUCCAUCUGCCAAAGAAGUGUGGGGGACCAGGGCUACUGGAGACAACUGCUUCUGCUUGUCCUGAAGCUUUCUGGGCUGGCAUGGACCUCAGAUGCCCUGAGUCAGGAGAUUUUGGAAGAAGAUCUCAUUCCCUAG